AGAACUUGUGAGCUGUAUAGGCUGGAUUACAGCAGAUGAAUUAUACUCCUGUAGUGAAGAUCAUCAGGUAUUAAAAUGGAACCUGCUCACUAAUGAGACCACAGUGGUGGUGAAGCUUCAGGAGGACAUCUACCCCAUUGACCUUCACUGGUUUCCCAAGUCUAUUAGUGGGAAGAAGCAGGCUUUGGCAGAGCUCUUUGCUCUCACCAGUACCGAUGGUAAGUUCCAUUUGCUUUCCAAGUCUGGGCGCAUUGAAAAGAGUGUGGAGGCCCAUCGAGGAGCCGUGCUGGCAGGCCGCUGGAACUGUGAUGGGACCGCUCUUAUUACAGCUGGUGAAGAUGGCCAAAUAAAGAUCUGGUCUAAAAGUGGAAUGCUGAGGUCCACGUUGGCUCAACAAGGAUCGCCUGUGUACUCUGUAGCUUGGGGUCCAGACUCUGACAGGAUACUUUACACAUUUGGCCGGCAGCUCAUCAUCAAACCGUUGCAGCCCGGCUCCAAAUCUCUGCAGUGGAAAGCUCAUGACGGCAUCAUUCUAAAGGUGGACUGGAACUCUGUGAACGAUUUGAUUUUGUCUGGAGGUGAAGACUGUAAAUUCAAGGUGUGGGACAGUUACGGGAGGCCUCUCUACUCUUCCUCCGUUCACGACUACCCUAUCACCUCUGUGGCUUGGUCUCCUGAUGGCGAAGUGUUUGCUGUGGGCUCCUUUAACACCCUCCGACUGUGUGACAAGACAGGGUGGUCAUAUGCUCUGGAGAAGCCUAACACAGGAAGUGUGUUCAGCCUGGCCUGGUCCGCUGAUGGCACUCAGUUAGCAGGGGCGUGUGGGAAUGGCCAGGUCAUCUUUGCUCACGUGGUGGAACAGCGAUGGGAGUGGAGGAACUUUGAGAUCACGCUCACCAAGAGACGCACCAUGCAGGUGAGGAACGUUCUUGAUGACGCGGUGGACGUCCUGGAGUUCAGAGAUCGAGUUAUCAAAGCAUCGCUGUCUCAUGGUCACCUCGUAGUAGCCACUUCUCUCCAGUGUUUAAUCUACAGCACUAAAAACUGGAACACGCCACUGAUCUUUGAUCUGAAGGAGGGCACAGUCAGUCUUAUCCUUCAAGCUGCGAGUCAUUUUCUGUUGGUGGAUGGAGGAGGCAUCUACGUGUACUCCUAUGAAGGACGUCUCGUCUCUGCUCCCAAGUUCCCAGGCAUGAGGACGGAUAUUUUGAACGCACAGACUGUCUCACUGAGCAAUGAUACCAUCGCUAUACGAGACAAGACCGAUGAGAAAGUUGUCUAUCUGUUCGAUGCUCAAACUGGAAAAGCCAUCUCUGAUGGCAAACCUAUAACCCACAAGAUGGAGUUAAUGAAAAUUGCCCUUGACCAGUGUGGACCCUCUACUGACAGGAAGAUUGCUCUGAUUGACAAGAACCGUGACCUUUACCUGACCUCAGUGCGCAGACUGGGCCGAGAGCAGAGCGUGCACAAGAUCGGCUCCAUGGUUCAUACUAUGGCCUGGAAUGAUUCAGCAAACAUCCUGUGUGGGAUCCAAGACAACCAGUUUACGGUGUGGUACUAUCCCAGCGUUGUGUUUGUAGACAAGGACCUGCUACCCAAUGCACACUUGACCAAGGAUGCCAGCGAGUUUGGCCGCUCUCCACACAUCCUUAACUUUGUAGGAACACAGGUGACAGUGAGAAGGGCCGAUGGUUCAUUGUUGUACAGUGGCGUGCCAUCUUACCCUACCAUGCUACAUGAGUACACGAUCUCUAAUCGCUGGCAGGAUGCCGUCCAUCUCUGCCGCUUCGCCAAGGAUCAGGCACUGUGGGCAUGUCUGGCUGGCAUGGCCAUGGCUAGCCGGGAUCUUAACACAGCUGAGGUAGCCUAUGCAGCUCUUAGAGAGUUGGAUAAGGUUCAGUAUAUAAAGUUUAUAAAGGACUUACCCUCCAGGGAAUCUACUCUGGCCCACACACUGCUGUUUUGUGGACAAACACAGGAAGCUGAAGCUAUAUUACUGCAGGCAGGCCUCAUAUACCAGGCCAUUCAGAUCCAGAUUGACCUCUUCAACUGGGAGAGGGCUCUGGAACUAGCGGUGAAGCACAAAACCCAUGUGGACACCGUCCUCGCUCACAGACAGAAGUACCUGCAAAACUUCGACAGAGAAGAGACCAACAAAAGGUUCCUGCAGUACUCUGAAGGGGUGGAGGUGGAUUGGGAGAAAAUCCAGGCCAAGAUUGAGAUGGAGCUUGCCAAAGAGAAGGAGUGAGCAGCCAACUCCUCAGUCAGGAGCAGCACACUCUCUCACCGCUAAAAAGCCAGCAUUUCUCAGCAUCUCCUGCAGGACCAGUGAGCUCACAGCUGGCUUCAAAUCAGCCGCUCAUUUGUGCAGCGCGAUGCUGCUAGCAUGUAAAUAGGGGUAAAAUGAAAACGCAUAUACAGUUAUAUUUUACACACACUUCAAAGCCUUAUUUAUUGAAAUAUGAUGUGUAUUUUCUGUUUAAUAAACGUAAACAUCAAAGCAAA
Trichomycterus rosablanca is the source of this 2505-nucleotide messenger RNA. RefSeq names its product intraflagellar transport 80 homolog (Chlamydomonas) (gene ift80). The transcript has 18 exons. Bases 371 to 2248 code for a protein of 625 amino acids. Gene Ontology annotation, biological process: cilium assembly. The record is from RefSeq and is a predicted model, not a curated record. Gene Ontology annotation, cellular component: intraciliary transport particle B; cilium; centrosome. Lineage: Eukaryota; Metazoa; Chordata; Actinopteri; Siluriformes; Trichomycteridae. Gene Ontology annotation, molecular function: protein binding.